Messenger RNA from Epinephelus moara (kelp grouper), 1261 nucleotides. RefSeq names its product histone H1-like. Gene Ontology annotation, cellular component: nucleosome. Lineage: Eukaryota; Metazoa; Chordata; Actinopteri; Perciformes; Serranidae. Gene Ontology annotation, biological process: nucleosome assembly. Gene Ontology annotation, molecular function: DNA binding. The transcript is spliced from 3 exons. The record is from RefSeq and is a predicted model, not a curated record. The coding region runs from base 138 to 1181 and encodes 347 amino acids.
UAAAGAGUUGUUAUAUUUUCAAAGAAAUCACACACUUACUGUUUGAUAAUCAGGCCAUAUGUGUCUGUCAGACUCCAACAAUCAGCUGGGCAGUUUUUAGAUUUCCUUCUGAAACAUAAAAUAGGCUAACAGCGAAAAUGCGGAGGAAAGACACCGUCAAAACAGCCUCACCCAAGGGCGCCACCGAAAAUGCUAAUAGACACAGUAACGUUAAAGCAAGAGAAAAUACACCGUCAAAGGUGACCAAGCUAACAAGGAGACCUUACAAAACUCUGACCGGGUUAGGCCUCGGAAAAGCUGGAGUAAAGCGUUUGGGCCGGCUGUUGAAACGGGCCAUCCAGGACCAGGUGGAGUCCACCGGGAGGGGGAAAGCCUCUUUGCCAAAGACUCCUUUUCGCCUUUUCAAGUAUCAGAUUCAAACUAAGAUCGACAAUGCACCCAAGACAAACAGUGCAAAGCCGACCCCGGUCGAUGUGCGCCACCUCAUCCUCAAUGUGGUUUCCCAGUGCAGACACCGAGGUGGCAUCUCCAUGGCGGAGCUUAAGCAGGCGCUGGCCGCUGGAGGCUAUGAUGUUACCAAGAACAACAGGCGGGUGAACGCGGUGACUCAAAGGCUGGUUAACAAUGACACACUUAUACGGACUACAAGGAGUGUCACAUUCAGACUCAACAAUAAGAAAAAUCAGAAACAGCCUGAAACAAAGCAAGUGAGGACAAGCACUGUGAAAUCUCCAAAACCAAAAGGAGAUCCUGAGCAGAGAAAAAACACCAGUAGAUCUCCCAAAGGAGCAGAGAAGUCACAGAGACCAGCCAGAAAGAGUACCCAACCAAAAGGCAAGAUCAGCCAAACAACCAAAUCACACAAACAAACAGGAGAGACUCUCAAACCAGCAGCCACAUCGCACAAACCAGACGGCAAGACCCGUAAACCAGCAGCCAAAUCCCGCAAACCAAGAAAGAAGACACCCAAAGCAAAAGGAAAAUCGCCGAAGCCAGCAGGGAAUAAACGCAGAUCUGCAACGAACCAAGCAGCACAGGUUCGCAAGGCACCAAGGAAGGCUCAAAGGGCCCAGAGACGUCGACCAAAGCAAACCCAACAUCCAUAUAAAUCUUCCCAGAAAACACAGCCACCCAGACAGAGCCAGCGUCGGGUUGCCAGGAGAAGAGCUUACUACUAUUAGCAUUUAGAGUAGUACAUGGUGAGCUUAAUAAACUCGAACCUUUGCAGCAACUGGAUAUUGUAUAUUCUCUUUUGAUGCAU